This is a messenger RNA of Odobenus rosmarus divergens (Pacific walrus), 3370 nucleotides long. RefSeq names its product sterile alpha and TIR motif containing 1 (gene SARM1). Gene Ontology annotation, biological process: response to axon injury; negative regulation of MyD88-independent toll-like receptor signaling pathway; signal transduction. Gene Ontology annotation, cellular component: dendrite. Gene Ontology annotation, molecular function: NAD+ nucleosidase activity; signaling adaptor activity; protein binding. Bases 351 to 2525 code for a protein of 724 amino acids. The record is from RefSeq and is a predicted model, not a curated record. The transcript is spliced from 9 exons. NCBI's taxonomy places the organism in Eukaryota, Metazoa, Chordata, Mammalia, Carnivora, Odobenidae.
GCGGCUUCUCAGGGGCGGGGCUGCUGCAGAGCAUCUCCUAGCUGGAGCCGCGCUUUGUUCUUGCUGCCUUCUAGACCCGCCAGCGUCAGGGUCCAUCCCUCGCUCCCCUCUCGCUCCCGCCCACGCCCUGCAUCUGGGCCCGCACCCCUUCACCCAAAAGCUCCGUCCCAGAUCCUGCCCUCGCCCCUCCCCCAGGCUUCUGGCCAGCGCCCUUGCCUGGUAGGUAGCCUUCUAUCCAACCCUCCCUCCUGCACCUUCUUUUCCCUGGACCCCUGUCCUGUCCCCCGUUCCCCAAGUGCCGGGUCGCUCCGCCCCUCCGGACCGGGGAUGUCCCCCGCAGCCCCGCGCCCAUGGUCCUGACGCUGCUCCUCUCCGCCUACAAGCUGUGCCGCUUCUUCACCAUGUCGGGCCGACGGCCAGGCGGUGAGCGGCUAGCGGUGCCGGGGCCGGACGGGGGCGGCGGCGCGGGCCCAUGGUGGACCGCGGGCGGCCGCGGGCCCCGCGAGGUGUCGCCCGGGGCAGGCUCCGAGGUGCAGGGUGCCCUGGAGCGCGCGCUGCCCGAGCUGCAGCAGGCGCUGUCGGCGCUGAAGCAGGCGGCGGGCGCGCGGGCCGUGGGCGCCGGCCUGGCGGAGGUCUUCCAGCUGGUGGAGGAGGCCUGGCUGCUUCCGGCCGUGGGCCGAGAGGUAGCCCAGGGUCUGUGCGACGCCAUCCGCCUGGACGGCGGCCUCGACCUGCUGCUGCGACUGCUGCAGGCGCGGGAGCUGGAGACGCGCGUGCAGGCCGCCCGCCUGCUGGAGCAGAUCCUGGUGGCUGAGAACCGGGACCGCGUGGCGCGCAUCGGUUUGGGCGUGAUCCUGAACUUGGCAAAAGAGCGGGAGCCGGUGGAGCUGGCGCGGAGCGUGGCCGGCAUCCUGGAGCACAUGUUCAAGCACUCGGAGGAGACGUGCCAGCGGCUGGUGGCGGCCGGUGGCCUGGACGCCGUGCUGUACUGGUGCCGCCGCACGGACCCGGCGCUGCUCCGCCACUGCGCGCUGGCGCUGGGCAACUGCGCGCUGCACGGGGGCCAGGCGGCGCAGCGGCGCAUGGUGGAGAAGCGCGCCGCCGAGUGGCUCUUCCCGCUCGCCUUCUCCAAAGAGGACGAGCUGCUGCGGCUGCACGCCUGCCUCGCGGUGGCGGUGCUGGCAACCAACAAGGAGGUGGAGCGCGAGGUGGAGCGCUCCGGCACGCUGGCGCUCGUGGAGCCGCUCGUAGCCUCGCUGGACCCCGGCCGCUUCGCUCGCUGCCUGGUGGAUGCCAGUGACACAAGCCAGGGCCGCGGGCCCGACGACCUGCAGCGCCUUGUGCCACUACUCGACUCCUCGCGCUUGGAGGCGCAGUGCAUCGGGGCUUUCUAUCUGUGUGCCGAGGCUGCCAUCAAGAGCCUGCAGGGCAAGACUAAGGUAUUCAGCGACAUCGGAGCCAUUCAGAGCCUGAAACGCUUGGUUUCCUACUCCACCAAUGGCACCACGUCGGCGCUGGCCAAACGCGCGCUGCGCUUGCUGGGCGAGGAGGUGCCGCGGCCCAUCCUGCCCUGCGUGGCCAGCUGGAAGGAGGCCGAGGUCCAGACAUGGCUACAGCAGAUCGGCUUCUCCCAUUACUGCGAGAGCUUCCGGGAGCAGCAGGUAGAUGGCGACCUGCUUCUGCGGCUCACGGAGGAGGAGCUCCAGACUGACCUGGGCAUGAAAUCCGGCAUCACCCGCAAAAGAUUCUUUAGGGAGCUCACGGAGCUCAAGACCUUCGCCAACUACGCUACGUGCGACCGCAGCAACCUGGCUGACUGGCUGGGCAGCCUGGACCCGCGCUUCCGCCAGUAUACGUACGGCCUGGUCAGCUGCGGCCUGGACCGCUCCCUGCUGCACCGCGUGUCGGAGCAGCAGCUCCUGGAGGACUGCGGCAUCCGCCUGGGCGUGCACCGCGCCCGCAUCCUCACGGCCGCCAGAGAAAUGCUACACUCCCCCCUGCCCUGCCCUGGCGGCAAGCCCAGUGGGGACAUCCCAGACGUCUUCAUCAGCUACCGCCGGAACUCAGGCUCCCAGCUGGCCAGCCUCCUGAAGGUGCAUCUGCAGCUGCACGGCUUCAGUGUCUUCAUUGAUGUGGAGAAGCUGGAAGCAGGCAAGUUCGAGGACAAGCUCAUCCAGAGUGUCAUGGGUGCCCGCAACUUUGUGCUGGUGCUGUCGGCCGGGGCCCUGGACAAGUGCAUGCAGGACCAUGAGUGCAAAGACUGGGUGCACAAGGAGAUUGUGACUGCUUUGAGCUGCAGCAAGAACAUUGUGCCGGUCAUCGAUGGCUUCGAGUGGCCAGAGCCCCAGGACCUGCCUGAGGACAUGCAGGCUGUGCUCUCCUUCAAUGGCAUCAAGUGGUCCCACGAGUACCAGGAGGCCACGAUUGAGAAGAUCAUCCGCUUCCUGCAGGGCCGCUCCUCUCGGGACUCAUCUGCAGGCUCUGACACCAGUUUGGAGGGGGCCGCACCCAUGGGCCCAACUUAACCAGUCCUUAGUUCCCAAGCUCUCCUGCGACCCCCAUUUCCAUCAUCCCUCCCGAAGGAGCAGCUCCUCAAACUGGCCUCUCUCUGCUGCAACCGCCCGGGGCCCUUCCCUGGAAAUGGCUGUCGCUCUGCCCCCUCCCUCACAGUCCAUCUCAAACCCAGCCUCCUUGGUGUCUAGAAAUGGAAGGGAAGCCAGGCACUGGGGGUGCUCAGGGCCAGACCCCCCCCCACCCCCCGCCGGCCCUGCCACCAGGCUCUCUAUCUCAGGUGUGGGAGAGACUCUGGAGAUUGAGGGUUUGCCGCAUACGACAUUCCCUCCUGCCCAGACAGCAGCCAGGCAGCCUCCCUCUGACAGGAGUUCGGGCAAUGCCCACCCCUCGGGGCUAAGCAAGGGCCUGGGCCCAGCAGCCAGCCGGAGAUGGGGGUCCGGUGAUGGCUUUCCACCUAGAUAGUGCCUGGCUUCUGGCCUCACCGCUUCCUGCCACCCUGUGGCCUUGACCUCUAACCACUGUGUCCUUAGCUGGCCUGGUCCCCGGUCCCCUCCCAGCCUUCCUGAGGUGCAGUCCUCUUGGCCACACCCGGGGUCAGGGUCACCCUCACUCUGGCUGGCCUGCAGCUGCUCUCCUCGGUGCAAGGGAGCCGCCUCCUGGGGCCUGGGCCUGCUCAACAGGCAGCUCACCACCCUCCACAUGCCUUGUUGCUGUGCCUCAGUUCCCGCCGGCCUGGAUCAGCUGGCUUCCCCAGCCCCUCCCCACCCACUUGCUCAGGGGGCGGCCAGGGGAGGCAGCCCCCUGUGUCAGCAGCAGUCAGCUGGACAGAGCCUGCAGCAACACGGGAAGAGGCAGG